Molecule: messenger RNA, 2130 nt
Organism: Seminavis robusta
Lineage: Eukaryota; Bacillariophyta; Bacillariophyceae; Naviculales; Naviculaceae
Source: the annotation of a GenBank genome assembly
AUGAGUGCCCAGGAUGCAAAGAACAAUGAGCUACCUGUUUCGUCAGGAGACACCCGCGGUCACCCCGAUAGUUCUCCUCAUAUGACUCCAGAAGAAAAGGCCCAUGCAGAAGCAAUACUACGAUUGACGGCAGUAGCGGCUGAUGAUACCACACGUACCGGUAACAUUAGUGAAUAUAGGGAUAUUGCCCAACUGGAAAGAGCAGCAGAUGAUAAUAACUUGGAUGGCAGAAGACCCGCAGUCCAAGAGACUGAAGAGGAGCAGACCGCGGCGGAAAACACGGGUUAUCGUUCAGCUUUGGCUACCAGGUUUGAAAAUAACCAGCGCAGAGGACAGCUAUCAUUCUUCCCUGACAGCGGCAGUGGUCCAAAGCCAACUGAACCACAAACUAUUCUUCUACCUGCCGCCAGCAGCAUUCUACCUGUCACCUACAGCCUGGAUCAUCCUGUCGACGGCAGCAACCCUUUAGAUCUGCCUUUGUCUUUAGAUCUUCCCGUGCCUGGAGAGCUGCCUGGAGCAUACAGAUCUGGUCCUGGAGAGUCAUCCCAACGCACACUGGCUCUGGACUACAAUCUACUGAGUGCUGCUGCUGUUUCCUCCAGUGCUACCGUUCCACUUCCUACAAUCCCACAUCCAGCUGCCCCUAUCAGUACCGGCACCAGUGCCGGUAAUAGUCGCCCCGAUGCAUUACUAUUGGCCGUGGCAAGCCAAGUGGAAGAAUUGCAGCAUGCCGAGGAAAUGGAUGCCAGCAAUGCAUCUCAUCUUCAACAAAUCGAAGUCUCGAGGAAAAGAUUCAAGACGUGUCUCCUACUGUUGGUCAUCGCAGCGAUUGCAAUUAUCAUGAUUCUGGUGGCUGUUCUGCUUCCUGGCAAUACAACAGAUGGCAGUGCAACUCCAACCAGUCAUCCUUCACAAGCUCCAACCUCAGCUCCAUCUAUGUCUCUGGAAGGACGUAUAGAGGCAUUGCUUGAAGAGGACACCCUUCUAGCAUUGGAAGACCCAGCAUCACCUCAGUCUAAGGCAUUUGAGUGGUUGUUGGAUGACUCAGACAAGCUAUGGUCUUACUCGGAUGAUCGCAUCAAGCAAAAGUUUGCCCUGGCAGCACUGUACUAUGCCACCAAUGGAGAGUUUUGGGCAGAAAAUUCCAACUGGUUGAACCAUAGCGUCCAUGAGUGUGAAUGGUUCAAUUCACCAGAGUUUGCUCGGAAGACAAGAACGAAUGUGAUUUAUCCGGGCUAUCUCUCUGAAUUUUUCCCUCCAACGGAGCCACCUCCCACUACAUGCAGUCCUGAUGAAAUGCUUUACCGCAAUCUUUGGUUGAACCUGAACAAUCUUGUUGGGUCCCUGCCAGAAGAGCUGUACAUGCUGACUUCUUUAAAGACACUCUCACUUGGGCCCAAUCAACUACAUGGAAGCCUAUCUAGCCAUAUUGGAAAGCUUACCCAGUUGGAGGGUCUUGCAAUCUUUGACCAACCACCUGAAGGCAAUAUUCCAUCGGAGAUUGGCUUUUUGACAGAACUAAGGGACGAUGCAAGGACAUAUUCCAUCAGAGGUCGGCCUCUUUUCGAGCUUCUUCUGACUGAAAAUGACUUAACAGGCACAAUCCCAACAGAGCUUGGGAACAUUGAGUCCUUGGAAUGGCUUGUUCUGUCGCGAAACAGAAUAGAUGGGACCAUCCCAAGCGAACUAGCUAUGUUUCCUACCAAUUUGGUGGUUAGCGUGGGUGAAAAUGACCUUGUGGGAACAAUUCCAAGGGUCAUCCCUACGGAGCUUGGUCAAUUGACCACUGCAAAUUUUCUUGCGUUUGAGAAUAACCAACUGUCAGGCCAAAUUCCCAGUGAAUUUGGUUACCUCAGAGGUCUUGGGCGCCUCACCUUGGCAAACAACAGUUUAUCUGGCACAAUCCCAGAAGAACUGUCAUCUCUACAACAGACAUUGCAUACAAUAACAUUCAAUGGGAACCCAAAGCUGUCUGGAACCAUCCCUGAGGAAGUUUGCAACAUGAAUGGCACAGGGGUGAGAAGUUCCUGGGAUUUGCUCAAACCAGUGCAGGGCUUGUUCUUUGAUUGUGGCGGUCUUUUGUGUGGCUGUGGUUGCUCUUGUGGGAUGGGCAAUGAGAGCAAGGUGUAA